Fusarium fujikuroi IMI 58289 is the source of this 339-nucleotide messenger RNA. RefSeq lists its product as uncharacterized. The transcript has a single exon. Lineage: Eukaryota; Fungi; Ascomycota; Sordariomycetes; Hypocreales; Nectriaceae. The record is from RefSeq and is a predicted model, not a curated record. Bases 1 to 339 code for a protein of 112 amino acids.
AUGGAGAGAACUCGUUCACAUUCUCGCGGUCGCUAUACCGAUGCAGACAAGAAGCGGUACGAGGAGGAGCCCAUGACCCGCGAUAACUCUCCUGGGGAAUGUGACCUCGUCUGCCCUCAGCCGACCAAGACACAGCCCUGGAAGCAGGCCCUCCAAGUUGAGAGAGACUCUGGAAAUAAUCCCCUUCUUAACUGGGAGCCUAAUGCUCUGGACUUUGGUGAGAAGCCUUGGCUCAAGAUUGACUGGUCCAAGAUUGAAGGGACUGGACCUGGAGGAGUUCGGAGCAAUUCUCCUGAUCAGAUGUGCGGUUAUUCUGUUGGAAACCUCAAGCUUGUUUGA